AUGCUGAUGAAAAAUUGCCAUUACCAAAUGGGAGGUUUUGCUUUGACCACAGUGGCCUGGCUACUCUGUUGCAUAUCCAUAGGCCUCCCUCAGUGGCAAGUGUGGCACUAUGAAGACCCUGUGAUCCUCAAGCCUACAGUGGCUUUUGUGGGCAUAUGGAGAGCCUGCAUUUUCCACACUGACAGCAACUCCAGCAACAACAGAAUAUGUCACCAAUACAACUACCGUGAUUCCUUCGUUCCUUUGUAUAUUCGAAUAAACCAGCACUUGCUGCUGGUUUCUAGCUUUCUUGGGCUCUUUGGGAAAAUCACCACCAUUAUUGCUCUUUCGAAUGUGAGUAUGGGAAGAGUACGGAGGAAUGCCACCUGCAAUCCAUUCAGCCUUUCAGGGAUUCUGAACAUCAUUGCUAGCAGCUUUCUUUACCUUGCUGUUUUGUUUAAUUACAUAGCCAUCGUGCGCAAAUGGGGGGUUUCCUUCCCACCAUCUUUCCAUAUGCCUUCCCACCCAGACAUUCAGAAGAUGGGAAGUGCCAUGGCUUUGGCAAUUAUAGCUGCAGUUUUCUUUCUACUAAGUGGCACAAUUUGCCUUUCUUCAAAUUUAGGCAAGUCGCCCCAUUCCAAAAUUUAA
Molecule: messenger RNA, 627 nt
Organism: Rattus rattus (black rat)
Lineage: Eukaryota; Metazoa; Chordata; Mammalia; Rodentia; Muridae
Product: claudin-34-like
Exons: 1
Coding region: 1-627 (208 amino acids)
Biological process (GO): cell adhesion; bicellular tight junction assembly
Cellular component (GO): bicellular tight junction; plasma membrane
Molecular function (GO): structural molecule activity
Source: RefSeq, a predicted model, not a curated record